Polyodon spathula (Mississippi paddlefish) is the source of this 1271-nucleotide messenger RNA. RefSeq names its product liver-expressed antimicrobial peptide 2-like. The coding region runs from base 162 to 407 and encodes 81 amino acids. Gene Ontology annotation, biological process: defense response to bacterium; antimicrobial humoral immune response mediated by antimicrobial peptide. The transcript has 3 exons. NCBI's taxonomy places the organism in Eukaryota, Metazoa, Chordata, Actinopteri, Acipenseriformes, Polyodontidae. The record is from RefSeq and is a predicted model, not a curated record.
AUGUAACUUAAGUGCCCUUUGUACAGUAACUGUCAAACCAGCCUGAAUUGUUCAUUGACCUCCUCAUCUGAUAGUGCAGAUAAUCGAUUCUAAUAUAAAGCCUGGCAGCACUCUCCGACAUCAGUGCGUUUGCCAGCUGUUCUUCUCGUUAUUUGUUCAACAUGAGGAAAGUACUCUGCAGAGUGUUUGUUAUCAGCCUCAUACUCUUCUUGGUCUGUAACAUCCAGGUUCAGGCUGCUGCUCUCCCGCGAGGUGAUGGAGUUCAGCUGGUAAACCGUGUGAAGAGAUCAAUGAUGUGGCGCUGGAUUACCCAAAGACCAAUCGGAGCCAGCUGCAGAGACCACUCUGAGUGCAGCACCAACUACUGCAAGGAUGACUACUGCUCCAUCCGAGUGUUUUCAUCUUAGUACCUGAAGAAAUGCAGCAUCUCAAACUAGAAAAAGUGGAAGUUCUUCACAUCAACCCGUUAUAGCAUUCUGAGAAUAAUGGCCUUCACGAUCAUCUGUUAAACAAAAUGUGUCUAUCAAUGCGUGUUACUACUAAGCAACAUUAAACCACCAUAGUAUCACCACUUACUCAAGUUCUAGAGUUUCAUAUGCAAUGCCAGCAUGAAUUACAUUUUUUUUAAAACUGCAUUUCAUUUUGGUAUUUCUUAGCAUUCAUUUUAAUCUAAUUGCAAAUCUUGCAGCAUUGCUGAGCAGAAGCAGCGCAUGAUCUAAGGAAAGUAAUCCAAAUUCAUCUAUUCAAUUUAGGUUUAAACACUUUAUUUUCCAUACAUAUGGUACUUCAUAUGGACAGAAUACUAGACAGAGUGUUUUGGGGGCUCGCUGAUUAUUUUGUCCAUCCUCAUUUCGUGGAACACAUUCCAAGAACAUUCAUGGGAGUAUCCUCUAUAUAUUAAUGCUUUAUUUAUUUUUAAUUACAUGGUUAUGACAGAAAUGCCAUAUAAUUAUUAAUAAAGAUUAUAUAACCCAAAAACUAAAGUGAGACUAGCAUGUAUUUUAGAGCUAUCCAUAGAACUAAACUAAUCUUGCUAAACAAGACAUUGUUGUAUAUGCGUUUUAAAUAUGUAAACCAAAAAAAGAAAAAAAAAAAAAAGUGGACUUCGUAGCUAAUGGGUUUACUAUAUUAGUAAAUAGAGCUUUUGCUUAAAGGUAAUCUGAAACCAGUGUACUGAGAUAUAGAUAUAUCUCUCUCUCUCUAUUAUAUAUUAAAGCUUACUUUGCACAUAACAAGCUAAAAUGUUGUAGGUUAUAGAUAAUGUGUUAAUA